Benincasa hispida (wax gourd) is the source of this 828-nucleotide messenger RNA. NCBI's taxonomy places the organism in Eukaryota, Viridiplantae, Streptophyta, Magnoliopsida, Cucurbitales, Cucurbitaceae. The record is from RefSeq and is a predicted model, not a curated record.
AUGAGCAACAGUGAGCUCAAAAUGUACCAGGGGUACAUUGAGUAUAAAAGUAAGGAACAAAAUGGUCAGCAGAAGACAAAAAGGAAAAGGUCCAGAUCUGCUGAUGUUCCAGUGAAAGAUGGUUUGGCUAUAAUUUCGGAUGGUAUAGAGAAGAUUAGAGGUACUGUUCAUUUAUGGACUCUUUCUGCAAAAAGGAAGGAAAAUUUUGAAGAAGGUGCUCAUCAAUUACAAACUCCAUGCAUUAAAAAACUAUGUCUUGAUUAUGUUACAAGAUGGAAUUCAACCUUUGUGAAGCUCAAAACUGCUUUGGAAUACAAGGAUGUUUUUCCUCGUCUAAAACAACUUGAACCACUAUACACUUAUCUUCCUUCAGAUACUUAUUGGAAUUUUGCAAAAGAAAUGUGUGAUAGAUUAGAACCAUUUUACUUAAUGUCUGAAUUGUUUUCUGGGUCAAGUUAUCCAACCUCCAAUGUCUUUUUUGAAGAAGUUUGUGAAAUUAGGUUGGAACUUUCUAAGUGGCUUAACUCUGAUGUUGAGGAGUUUUAUAUUUCAAAUUCAAGAACAAUAGAAGAACUUCAACGUUCUACAUCUACAAUUAGUACUUCUUCAACUUCAAGGCGAAAUGGAAGUAAUAGUUCAACUGAUCUUGUUAAUAGGAAAGAUCGAUAUCUCAAGUUUGAAGAGUUGGUUAAUAAUGUUGAAAAUGAUGUUGAUAAUGUCAAAUCAGAGUUGGAUUAUUAUUUGGAUGAGUCUCUUCUACCGCGGUCGGAUGACUUUAACAUUUUUCAACGGCGGAAGUUGAAUGACUUCAAGGCAAGAUGGAAGUAA